CAAUCUAUCACGCAUAUUUUACAUGAUCUGUAAUGGCGGAUGGUCUGUUGUUGACAAACGCAAAAUAACUGGAAUAUUUUUCUCCAUGAAAACAGACACAGGAGCGCUGUCAUAUGAUGGCAAUAGAGAAAACCUCGACUUCUUCUUCUCAGGCGACAACACUUAAAAAUUGCAAAAUGGAAGAGAGUGCACAACACGAGCAACCCAUUCACAGUGGGCAUUUUAUGAUAACAAACGUGCAUGGCAAAUACCAAGACGACGAAGAAGAUGACGAUGAAGAUGUCAAGCCACAAUUGGAAGAGACUGGUUAUGAUUUUAAUACUGCCAACAAAACACCGUCGAAUUCUUAUCCAUUUGGGCCCAAUGCAACACUGUCGAUUGACGACUCUCUCACCAAACUUUUUGACUGCAUGUCCCUGGCGUACAGUGGAAAGUUGACCUCACCUAAAUGGAAGGCGUUCAGGGGGCUGCAUCUAACUGUGAAGGACAAAGUCAGGCUAAACAACAUCAUCUGGAGGGAAUGGUGCAUGCAAUAUAUUUAUGGGAAAAAGCCAACAGUUUGCCAGUUUGCUUCUCCAUUAUCAGAUGACAUACAUACCAAGCCAGAGGCAAUUGUGCUGGAAGGGAAGUACUGGAAAAGAAGACUGGAUACUGUUACCAAGGAAUACAAAAGCUGGAGGAAAUUCUCUAAGAGUCAGCUUGCCAAGAACUUCAGCAGUGAUAUGAAAGCCUCUAACACUGAGUUACUGUCCCGAGUGGGAGAGGUAUUGACCAUCCCCAAUAAUCAGCAGAUGUCAGCCACCGAUCUGCUGCUCAACUCGACAGACUUCAUGGACAUUGACUUCAGCAGCGAUUCUCUAUUCAACAAUCUGAAUCAUCCUUUUGCAUUUCCCAACCCAAAAGAAUUUUAUGGAAUGUCAACUGCUGACCUGAUGCAGCCAGGGUUGGUUCCUCUGCAACCAAAUCUUGAUGAUUUGAUGGACUAUGAUCCAAUUCAAGAUAUUGUGACCACUCGCUCACAGGGUAAUAAUGUGAUGUACUUCACAGGAAAUCAGAACAUGGACACCACCACUUCAAACUCGAAUACCAUAGACACGAGACAAGUUCAGACUCAGUCUCCAGGAAUUGAACUACAGCCUCAGUCCCCAGGAAACAAGACUUUAGGAGACCUCCUAAGUGGCCUUCUGGGAAGUAUUAAUAGUGCAUCCUUUACUGAUGUAAACAGUCCUGAAAGUCAACUCUUAAUAAAACUGCAACAGCAGCAGCAGCAACAGUCCGGUGCUCAAACGCAACAAAACACAUCAAACACUCUCUUUUUCUUGCCCCAAAAUAAUGAGGAGACUUCAAUAAACAGUGUGCCUUCUGUGCCUACAGUGUCACAUUCACCUUCAGAGCCUGCAAUCCCCAAAAUUUCGUCAUUGGAGGAGGCUUUACUUAGCAAAAAUCCAGUCUUGAGAAAUCAGAAUACAAAAAGUCCUGCAACACCACCAUCUAGACCCCCCACCAAGAGUAAAAGUGCACCGCAGGUGUCCAAAAAAUCAACACAGAAAAAGGAAGGCAAUUUUGUAAAGCCAAACAAACCUGCAACUCGACCAAAGCAAAGAAUGAUUGCUCCAACUCCAGCCCCUUCUGCAAACAACACAUACUUAGCCCAGCUUCUUACAACAGACAUGAUCCUCAAAGGAAUGCAAUUAUCCCAAGUUCAGCAAAUUGGGACAUAUCCAGGGGCUAUAAUCAAUGUGAAGAAAGAGGCGGGAGGGGUGGCAACUCCUAGUCUGGUGACAAUCCAAGGGCAACAACCCACUCCCACACCCCUUGUUGUCUCCUCUAUUCCAUAUAAGCUAACAGAUGCAAGCAUACUUUUACAAACACAGAGUCCCGGUGUUGAAGCUACCAAAGAUACAUUGAUCAACUUUGUUUCGAAUCCAGUAAAAUUAUCUACGAAUACAUCAACAACAGUUUCUAAAAUUAGCAGUGUACCAACGUUGACUCCUACCAAAACAGCCCUGCCCUCCCUUUCUUCACACCUGUCUGAGACUCUUUCUCCUCGGCGGGCCAGCUAUCCUCCUUCUAGUACAACCACUGUGUUGUCGAAUCCUACCAGUCCAUCUGAAAGUCUGUCAGUUACUAGUCCCUCUGGCAACUAUUCAGGGGACUCUGAUGCAGAAUUUAGAGGUGGAGAACACAGGCGACUAAAUCAUACAUCAGCUGAACAGAAGAGGAGGUGUAAUAUCAAGAGUGGCUUUGACCUACUUCACACACUGAUCCCAACCCUUAGUCAGAAUCCCAAUGCCAAAGUAAGCAAGGCAGCAAUGCUUCAAAAAACUGCUGAAUAUUGUAAGAAAUUGAAAGCAGAGCGAGCACAGAUGCAAAAUGAAGCAGAGAUCCUUCGACAAGAAAUAGAAUCUCUCAAUGUUCAAAUAAGUCAGUGCCAGGCACAACUCCCAGCCACGGGGGUACCAGUCACGAGACAGAGGGUGGACCAAAUGAAAGAGAUGUUCCAGGAAUAUGUCAAAAACAGAACUCUCACAAACUGGAAGUUUUGGAUUUUUUCCACCAUCAUCCAGGGUCUGUUUGAUACUUACAAUAACAUGGUGUCUACAGCCAGUGUGGAUGAACUCUGUAGGACCACCUUAGCUUGGCUGGAUCAGCAUUGCUCACUAGUGGUUCUUAGGCCUGCUGUGUUGAAUGCAUUACGCCAACUGAGCACAACAACGUGUAUUCUGUCUGACCCGUCACGCAUGCCUGAACAUGCCACAGAGGCAGUCCUCAAAACAGACAAGUCAACAGACACCUGAUUGUUCAUACAGAGGCCAGCUGUGCUCAUAGACAUAGUUUGAUAAAUGUUCAGCACACACUGAACAACCUCGGAUGUUUGCCGUUGUGUACAGUUAAGGACUGUAAUCUGAGGUAGAUUUUCUGUGGAGACGAGAUCAGUCUAGAAAUCCACGAACAUUGGACAAAACAUAGGGCAGCUUUAAUUCAAAGUUUGUUGCUGGCAAAAGCAAUAUGUGUGUUGUUUGAUGAAUUUUUAUGUCCAACUUUUUGUUCAGGUGAUUUUGAGUUCCUGACAUAAAGUGGCAUUUGUUGAGUUUGUACAUGAAGAAAUAUCAAGUAACUUAUAAACUUAUUUCAAGUUGAUUUUGAGCCUAAGCAAGAUUAAAGGGCUUAAAGUUGUUGGUUACUUAUGGAAUUACAUUUGAGUGGCAUCGAACUCAGAGAGAAAAUGUUGUUUCCAAAAUGAAAAGAUUAAAGCAACUUGGUAAAUGUGAAAUCCCUGAUGCAUUUAUUAAAAGUGCAUAUAUUCCAAGGACAACUGCUCAAUAAUGAAGAAACAAAGCAAUAUCAAUAGGGAAUUAAGAAUAUGGAAGUGAUAUGGUUUUGUAAAUUUGCAAAUUUUUGACAAUGUAACAUACAUGUAAGUUGAAAUGACUUUAUUGAGAAAUUCUCAUUCAUGCUGAAUAUUAUCGAUAUAUAUCAUUUUUAAAAGAGCAUGUUGAAAAAUAAUAAUAUCAUGAAUUUAUUAUCAACAGACAUUUUUCUGACUGUUUUGAUAGUUGAAACUUGCUAGAUGACUAUGCAGGAACAUGUUUUCUGUACUACAUUUUUAUUAUUGAAAUAGAUGCAAAAGUAUGAACCAUUUAAUUUUCAGAUGUUUGUCAUUAAUUCUUUUCUGUAAACAAUACUGUCAGUAAGUUAU
Molecule: messenger RNA, 3700 nt
Organism: Saccostrea echinata
Lineage: Eukaryota; Metazoa; Mollusca; Bivalvia; Ostreida; Ostreidae
Product: MLX-interacting protein-like
Exons: 19
Coding region: 114-2798 (894 amino acids)
Biological process (GO): regulation of transcription by RNA polymerase II
Cellular component (GO): nucleus
Molecular function (GO): DNA-binding transcription factor activity, RNA polymerase II-specific; protein dimerization activity; RNA polymerase II cis-regulatory region sequence-specific DNA binding
Source: RefSeq, a predicted model, not a curated record